GAAAAGAAGGCGUGUCCAUCCUGCCUCAGCCCGUACCAUACACAGUAAACAUGGGGCAUUCCCAGGGCUCCACAUGACACUGACAAGGGCUUCACUUCCGGUUCCCACCUGAGGGGGGUCUCGGCGAUGAAGCCGGCCGCUCUGCUAGUGUGGAGGCGCUGUGCCAGUCACUGGAGGGCGUGCUGCAGCGGGGUCACCAGGCUGUCCUCCGCUGCCCCUCGCGCCUCCAUGUCCCUGUGUAGCCGUGCUGUGAACCUGCCUAGCGGCGCCCCUCUGCCUGGUCUCCUGUGUACAGCAGCCGUCACCUCCCACCCCUCAAGGACCCUCUGUGCCUUUGGCGGUAGCACGUUCUGCUGGAGUUGUCAGUCGGUUGUCAGCAGCUUCCGGCUCUUCUGUCCAUCCUGCAGAUCCAUACAGCCUCCUAAUGAGAGCCAAGACUUCUUUCAGCUCCUGGACUGUGAGCGUUCAUUUAAUAUUGAUGUUCAGGAUUUGCAGAGAAAAUACAGGAAUCUCCAGCGUUUGCUUCAUCCAGAUUACUACAGUCAGAAGUCAAAGCAUGAACGGGCUAUUUCUGAAAGACAGUCUUCGCUGGUUAACAAAGCCUACAACACCUUGUUAUCUCCAUUACAGAGAGGCAUAUAUCUGUUAAGUCUUCACGGCAUUACGAUUGCAGACGGUACCGAAGGUGGCGCAGAUGCACCCUUUCUGUUUGAAAUCUUAGAAAUCAAUGAGAAACUCAAUGACCUGAGCACAGAGGUGGAAAUUGAAGAAGUCGGGACUUUUAUACAAGAUAUGUGUCAGGCAUUGACUGAAAAUGUUAGAAAAGCCUUUGAAAAAGGUGACCUUGAUGGUGCUAAAAUGUUUUUAGUCAAGAUGAAGUACUAUUCAAACAUACUUGACCAAGUGAAGAAGAAAAUGGUUCCAUAGUAUCUGUGCUCCUGCUGCUUUAGCAUAUUAUGGUAUGGUCACCAGACUUCACCAUGAAAACUGCCUUUCAAGCACCUUACUCCAUUUUUUUUCUUCUCUAAACAAUUAAAGGGAUGACCUGUCCUCUACAUGGAUCACCUGUAUCUGAUCAGUGAGGGUCCGACACCCGGGACUCUCACCGAUCAGCUGUUUGAGAAGGCACCGCCACUCAGAGUAGCGCCGCUCUCUGGUAUCGGAUCUCAGCCCCAUUCACUUCAAUGGAGCAGAACUGCGCCUAGGCCAUGUGAGUGAUGAACGUGACACCACUGGCCUAGACAAAGCUGCGAGAAGGCCGUGAGGGUCACAGGAGCACUGAUGCCUUCUCAAACCACUGAUCGGCUGAGUUCCCGGGUGUCAGACCCCCACCCAUCAGAUACUAAUCUACAGUCUCGGAAAACCCCUUUAAAGAUCUUGACUGGAAUGACCAUUGCUCACAUGUUUUGGUACAACUUUACUGCCCAAGGCUGGAUGACUUCAUUUUAUCUGCUCCAUUUUAAUGUGUGUGGAUUUGACAACUUUAUAUGCAGUGCAAUAAUAUAAUUAAACUAUA
Molecule: messenger RNA, 1516 nt
Organism: Bufo bufo (common toad)
Lineage: Eukaryota; Metazoa; Chordata; Amphibia; Anura; Bufonidae
Gene: HSCB
Product: HscB mitochondrial iron-sulfur cluster cochaperone
Exons: 6
Coding region: 127-927 (266 amino acids)
Biological process (GO): protein complex oligomerization; [2Fe-2S] cluster assembly
Cellular component (GO): mitochondrion
Molecular function (GO): protein-folding chaperone binding; ATPase activator activity
Source: RefSeq, a predicted model, not a curated record